AUGUCGACGACGAGACCAACUUCGCCGCCUGAACAUUCCACACCAUUAGCAAACGAGGGUUCAACACAUGCAUCACCAGCCGCGGUGGCCACCGACCUUGACCCAUUCAUUGUUGACGACGAUGCGCAUCAUGAUAUCCAUCCUCCUUCUCCUCCGCCGCCUGCGCAGAUACCCCACAACCUCGAUACACCCCCCUUCCCAACAUCUCCACGACUGGAUCCAUGGUCACCUCGAGAUUACUCUACCAUCUCGUCUCUGGCCGGCUCGCGAGAGCUCGGAAGACCAGCGCUGGAACCGACCACCAAGAUUUUUGCGGAAGGCGCAGCCACUUCAGCGCUUGCAAACGAAUCGUCCACAGGAUUCGUGCAGCCCGCGACCGUUGGCGAUGACCCCUUGAUUGAUCCCGUCGCCGUCGACGUCUCUUUCCAUGCCGAACCACAAGGGCUCAUGCAGAUGCUCAGUCUCGUCGGAAGCACCUUCUUUGACGCCGAUACGGACGGCUAUACCGAGGAUGAUGCAGAGGAUCUCGAGGAAGCGCAACAACCAGACAAGGCGGCUCCCGAGCUCCUUCAGGACUGCCAACAGCAAGAAGUCGCUCAAGCUGAGUCAACACUAGAAGGAGCACAGCCGGACCCAACGGAUCACGUCGAGUACCCUUUCGACCGCACAGUCAAGGGGCGCUUGCACUCUCUAGCACGCGACGACGGCUCGGAUGACGGCUCUACACCGCAAGGCAGCAGAUCGCCCUUGGAUGCGUCCGUCCUUACCAUCGGCCCCAACCACUCGAAGCGCACUUCGCUCACGCAGAGCGACAUCAUCUCGUCGUCACGGGACUCUGCAGCCACGAGAGCGGCUAGGAAACCAUUCAACCUCCGGUCGCAGCUCCACAAUGUUGCAACCGCUUCCAUGUUCGCCUCGACCUCCAAUGUGGUCAACCGCGGCCGUGAUCUGGAUGCGGUUCAGUUACGACGUGGCAGCAGUCCUUUCGAUUCGGACCCAACAGACGGCCAAGACGUGCCCGUGGCAGUGCAGCGUGUCUCGUUGCGGCUGCCAUCCCAAGCAGGCCAUUUGCCGAGUCGCAGCUUGGAUCUUUUAAUACGACCUUAUCUGGAAUCACAGCCCCCAGGCGAACUCGCAGCGGACAAGUCGGCCAUGCAUCGCGACCGUCUGCUUCGGCAGCUCAAGGAUGUUUUCCAACUCGACGCGACCGAGAUGCUGCUGCUUGCACAACCUUGUUGGCUCUUCCGAUCGCUCCUCCUGCAAGGCCACCUGUACCUCACAAGCGGUCAUGUGUGCUUCUAUGCCUACCUCCCUUCUCGCGACGAAAAGACGAUCAAGACGAGCUGGCUGCGCAAACGAACGCGCAGAACACAUCGCUUUAGCAAACAUUGGGCGUCGCUCAAAGCGGGAAAGCUCAGCUGGUUCGAUAGCGAUAGAGAUCCUUACUUUCCGCAGGGCCACAUCGACCUGCGCAAAGUGUCCGCCAUCGAGCGUUCCAACGCGCAUAAGGAUCGAUUCAAGGUGACCACACCUGCGCGGAGGUUCACGUUCCUCACAGAGGACGAACAAAGCCGCGAUGCCUGGGUCGAAGCCCUGCAAAAAGAGACUUUCCGCGCGCAGAACCAGGGCGAAAGCGUGCGUAUCAGCAUUCCGCUCGAGACGGUCAUGAACGUGGAUACCACAUUGUCUGUCGACGGCACAGAGAUGGUCUGCAUCACGGUCGUCGACGAGGCAGGCGACUUUUCGGUCGACGAGUACUACUUUUUGCACCUGACCAAGCCCACCGCCUUCAUUGCCGAGCUCGGCUCGCUCUUGGAGCAAAUGGGGACAGGCUCCGUGGCGUCUCUGCACAGCGGCGAAGCGGCUCUCCACCUUUCGAGGCUGAGCAUCCGCGACUCUACUGGGGCAACACAUGCGGCCGCAAUAUCGCGCAAGUCGCUCGAGGAAGUGCCCACACUUCCAAAAGUACGCGUCCCCGCGCAGCCCGACGAGGAGGCUGCGCACCCUGCUGAAGCGACAGAGUCGAACAUCCCGAAGGCUGGACCCACUGAUCCCGUCCCUGUAGAAGUUCCAAGGCGCGGCUCGAGCGGCAAUCCUGCAUCAGCCACAUUCACCGCAAGCUCCGCCGUUGCUGUGCCAAUCAGCAUCCGAAAGGAUUCACAAGAAGGAUCGACGGCGGAUGCGAUUCUGUCAACCACGCCACGAGCUACCACGCUCAAUCGUCUUUCCAUGGAGUCGACACACACCUACCCACCUUCACCGUCCGAGUCGGACCCCCCGACGUCAUUUGACCAGGCGCAGAGGGAAGCCGAACGAGGGUGGGCGAUACCGGAUUGGCUCAAGUCUGCGCCUGCUAAGGUCUUGGGUCGCGGAUCAGGCGGAAAAUCGGCAACUGUCCUCCAAUCGAAAGCACCGCCCACAGAAGCAUCUGUCAGGAGGCGACGCAAAGUACUCGAAAAGUGGUCCGACGACAAGGGCGACGAUCUGAGCAGAGGAGAGUCGAGCAACACAGACAACGAAGAAGAGCUCUUGUCGCACUCGAUCCAUUCGGCUCAGUCCAACUACUCGAUGCUCGAUGCAGAUGAUGAGGAAGCCGAGUCUGCCGACCAUGCCAGCGUCGCUGCAGAGUUUCGUGACACGUUUGGGAUCGGCGAGGACGAGAGUCUCGUAGGUCACGCUCACGCCUACCUGUACCGCGUUCUGCCGGUGGCCGGAAGGCUCUUUGUCGCUGAGCAUCACCUCGCGUUUCGAUCUUCUGGCAUCGCGGCCAAGACGGUGGGUCGAACACUCAUGCUCGUGCCUCUGCAAGACGUCAUCUCAGCUGCGAAGCAUGUCGCUUUUCGACCAGGCCACCACGGGUUGGUGAUCAAUAUCAGUGGACACGAGGAGCUGUUCAUCGAGAUCUCGUCGGUACACCGGCGGGAUGAGCUGCUUUCGCUGAUUGAGUACCAGCUGGAGCUGAUACGAGGCGGGCGAGGAAGCAUACAGUCGCGCGAAGCCGUCACUCGCGAAAGGUCGCAUGCGCUCGUGCUUCGAGACCUGAGCGAGAGGAUUAACGAUGCUCCUUCAACGGCAUCCAUGACUUCGUCGGCGGAUUCGUCCAUGCUCUCGCAGGCAGGAUCGCGGCUCGGCAGCAGAUCCAACAGUGUCUCGCAAAUGGGAGCAGGGUCCAGUCUCCUCUCCUUUUCUCCCGCUACGCUACUCACGUUCACCAUGCUGACCAUCGGGUCUCGAGGCGAUGUGCAGCCGUACAUUGCACUCGCGAAAGGUCUCCAGGCCGACGGACAUCGGGUGAGGAUUGCGACCCACGGCGAGUUUGGCGACUGGAUCCUGGGCCACGGCAUCGAGUUCAGCGAGAUCGGAGGCGACCCUGCGGAGUUGAUGCGCAUUUGUGUCGAGAACGGCACUUUCACCGUCUCGUUCCUGCGCGAAGGCGUGACCCGGUUCCGUGACUGGCUCGAUGAUCUCCUGGCCUCUGCUUGGCGUGCGUGUCAAGGGUCCGACGUGAUUAUCGAAUGUCCUAGCGCCAUUGCGGGUAUCCACGUCGCCGAAGCGCUGCAAGUGCCUUACUUUCGCGCCUUCACCAUGCCAUGGACGCGCACCCGCGCCUACCCACACGCGUUUGCCGUGCCCAACAAAAAGGCAGGCGGCAAUUACAACUACAUGUCGUACGUCAUCUUUGACCAAAUGUUCUGGCGCGCCUCAUCGUUCCAGAUCAACCGGUGGCGCAAAACCCUGCUCGGACUCAAACCGACGAGCUUCGACAAGCUCGAGCAGCACAAGGUGCCGUUCAUCUACAAUUUCAGUCCGAGUCUAGUGCCGCGGCCGCUGGACUGGUUCGAGUGGAUCCACGUGACGGGCUUUUGGUUCCUGGACAACCCGGAUAACCGCGGGAGCAAGGCGUGGGAGCCGCCGGGGGAGUUGGUGGCGUUUAUUCGCGGGGCGAGGGAGCGCGGGAGGAAGCUGGUGUAUAUCGGGUGGGGGUCGAUUGUGGUGCCUGAUGCGGCUGCUAUGACGCGGUGCGUGCUGCAGGCGGUGAGGAAGAGCGGGGUGUGUGCGAUUUUGAGUAAAGGUUGGAGUGAUCGGUUGUCUACCGAUCCGGCGGGGCGUGCGUCGGAGGCAGUGGUGAACGAAGAUGUGUUCCAGGUUUCCAGCGUGCCGCACGACUGGCUGUUCCCGCAGAUCGACGCUGCGUGCCACCACGGUGGUGCCGGCACGUUGGGCGCCAGCCUGCGCGCCGGGCUACCGACCGUUGUGAAACCGUACUUUGGAGACCAAUUCUUUUGGGGCCAGCAGAUCGAGAGCUUGGGCGUGGGCAGCUGUGUUCGCCAGCUCACGGCGGAUAGCCUCGCUGCAGCGCUCAUUACGGCGACGACGAACGUCAAACAGAUCCAACGCGCCCGAAAGCUGGGCGAGCAGAUCCGAAGCGAGGACGGCAUCGGCAAUGCGAUCAAGGCGAUCUAUAGGGAUUUGGACUAUGCGAGGAGUAGGGUGAAGCGCGAUACGAGAAUCGAAGUAAAAGAAGCCAAGGCGCGGCAAGGCGAUACGGCCAUGCCCCGUCCGCCGGCGAAGGAGGCUGAAGGGAGGCAAAGUGCGGAGGAGGACGAGGACGGGGAUGACGACGGAGGAAACACGUCGGACGAAUGGUCAGAUAUCGGUGGGGCGGCUUCGCCCAACCCGCACCGACCAGUCCCGAACUCGUCUGUCGUUCUCAGCUGA
Sporisorium graminicola is the source of this 4719-nucleotide messenger RNA. RefSeq lists its product as uncharacterized. Gene Ontology annotation, biological process: carbohydrate metabolic process. Lineage: Eukaryota; Fungi; Basidiomycota; Ustilaginomycetes; Ustilaginales; Ustilaginaceae. Gene Ontology annotation, molecular function: UDP-glycosyltransferase activity; hexosyltransferase activity. The transcript has a single exon. Bases 1 to 4719 code for a protein of 1572 amino acids. The record is from RefSeq and is a predicted model, not a curated record.